Nilaparvata lugens (brown planthopper) is the source of this 2196-nucleotide messenger RNA. Its product is annotated as hexosaminidase D. Gene Ontology annotation, molecular function: hexosaminidase activity. Gene Ontology annotation, biological process: carbohydrate metabolic process. NCBI's taxonomy places the organism in Eukaryota, Metazoa, Arthropoda, Insecta, Hemiptera, Delphacidae. The record is from RefSeq and is a predicted model, not a curated record.
UUCGUCAGUAUUUGGUUAGCGUUACUGCCUUUGCCUUCUGAAGUUAGCUGGUCUCCAACUCAAUUUUUGUCAACUAAGUGACUCUUUUAGUCUGCUAUACAUAGAUAUUAUUUGUUUUUAUUGGAUAUGAACCAGCAGAGAUGCACACCACGUCUUUAUAGAGUCUACAAACGUCAGCUUACCAGCUAUCAUGCUGACCUCCGGCGUGAUAAUAAGGAAGAUUCAUCAGCUGUUAUUUGAGGACUGGCCGUCCUGAUUUACAACCGAAAUCUCCAAAAGGAAUCAUUUUAGAGCCGCAGCUCUUUUCUGACACAUAUAGGAGAAUGCAGGCGUUCAAACUGACGCCGCGACGUGCGAAAUUGAUCAUUUCGGUUGGCCUGAUAUCGUCACUGGUCAUUUUCGCUGUGCACAAGUCAUUUGACGAGAACAAUGACUUCUGGUGGAAAUUCACAUCCCCUCGAACUGGUGUUAGACACGGAGAGCUAAUAGUGGUACGCAGUGCAGAGCCAGCUGGGCCUGCCCACAAAACGUUAAAAGUGGUGCACUUGGAUUUGAAAGGAGCUCCACCCAAACUGAGUUAUCUACGGCAGCUGCUGCCGUUGCUUUCAAACGCGGGCUGCGAUGCUAUCCUGCUGGAGUAUGAGGACAUGUUCCCUUAUCAUGGAGCUCUGGCUAACAUCUCGGCCAAGAAUGCUUACACGCAGCAUCAGGUGAUGGACCUGCUAUCCCUGAUCCACGACCUCGGCAUGGAGGCGAUCCCGCUAGUGCAGACGUUCGGCCACCUGGAGUUCGCUCUGAAAUUGCCCGAAUUCCGGCACCUGAGGGAACUGGACGCCUUCCAGGAGGUGUGUCCCUCGCAGCCCGCCGCGCAUGCGCUGGUGCGUGAGAUGGUGCGUCAGGUGAUGGCGCUGCAUCGCACAUCGCGCUACCUGCACAUUGGCUGCGAUGAGGUGUUCCAUCUGGGUGCGUGCGGCCGGUGUACGCAGAGGCAUGUCGACAACAGAGAAAUCUUCGCAGAAUACGUGACGUCAGUGGCAGAGCACAUAAAGUCCACCUACCAGGGCGUCACGCCUCUCAUCUGGGACGACAUGAUGCGCCAAUGGAGUCCGCAGUUUCUCACCUCAACCAAACUCGGCAGUCUGGUCGAACCGGUGGUCUGGGUUUACACAGAUGACAUCGGCAAACUGGUUCCGCACUACGUCUGGCACUGGUACAUGAAGACCUUCAAGUCCGUCUGGGUAGCGGGAGCCUUCAAGGGAGCGACCCUCUCCACUUCCGUACUCCCAGACGUGCGCAGACACUACAGCAACCAACAGGCGUGGCUGGAGUUUAUUUCGAAAACACCUGAGCGGGUGAACGGGUUUGUGUUGACGGGUUGGUCGAGGUAUGAUCACUUCGCCGUGCUUUGCGAGCUUCUCCCACCUUCCAUACCUUCCUUACUACUCAACCUACUACUGAUAACCUCUAGGAAACCUUCAAAAACUGAACAGAUCUACAAACUAUGGAAGUCACUCAUGCGAUGCUCCCCUUCAUCCGAGAUGACAAUUGAAACCUUCACAACCGACCCUCGAUCGGUUGGUACAUGUUCCUUCCAGGGCGCUGACGUUUAUAUCCUCAUGGGCAACUACCUCAACCUCAAGGAAACCGUAGACAAACUACACGAAACACUGACCGAGCAGAACGGUUGGAUGACUUACUAUAAUGUGAAACACAACUUCACAAGUCCGUGGAGACUGGUGGAGGAUUUCACAAAUCUGAACGGUAUCACACUUCUCAAAGAGGUGCAGCUGUUCAAGAAUGAGACAAGCGCUAUUUUGUCGACAUACUUCGAUGUGCAUGUGGUCAAUGAGUGGAUUGAACAGAGGAUAGAGCCGAUGGAAGUGAAGCUGCAGCGACUGCAGAAACAAAUGGAGACACUCAUCAACAUAGAGUCUUGGCCAAGGCGUCCUCUCAACUAAAACUCAGUGGAUCAAGUUUUUACAUUAGAAUGACGACUUGCCGACUUACAGUUCGUAAUAGAUGGAGAAACUUAAGACUUCAACUUAGUGAAAUUGGUUGGAGUACUCUCUCACAUGAGAAAUUAUCAUGAAAUUACUACAUUUCAAUCAAUUUUGUCUGAAAAUGAGAAGGAAAUAGAGCUACAGCAACAGAAAUUAGUCGUAUGGUAGAUCUUUAGUGAAAAGUGACAGUAUUAGG